Annulohypoxylon truncatum is the source of this 2133-nucleotide messenger RNA. Its product is annotated as adenylosuccinate lyase. Lineage: Eukaryota; Fungi; Ascomycota; Sordariomycetes; Xylariales; Hypoxylaceae. The coding region runs from base 1 to 1392 and encodes 463 amino acids. The transcript is spliced from 13 exons. Gene Ontology annotation, cellular component: cytosol. The record is from RefSeq and is a predicted model, not a curated record. Gene Ontology annotation, molecular function: N6-(1,2-dicarboxyethyl)AMP AMP-lyase (fumarate-forming) activity; (S)-2-(5-amino-1-(5-phospho-D-ribosyl)imidazole-4-carboxamido) succinate lyase (fumarate-forming) activity. Gene Ontology annotation, biological process: 'de novo' AMP biosynthetic process.
AUGGCCGGUUACGACUAUUACAAGACGCCUCUUGAUUCCCGCUAUUCUAGCGAGGAAAUGAAAAAGCUUUUCAGCCAGAGAAGCAGGCACAGCACUUGGCGCCAUCUCUGGCUAUGGCUUGCUGAAUCCCAGAAGGAGCUUGGUCUUGAGUCCAUCACGGACGAAGCACUCGAGCAGAUGCGAGCCCACCUUACUGUAACCGACGACGACUUCGAUGUCGCACUAGAGGAGGAGCGCCGUCGUCGACACGACGUUAUGGGUCAUGUCCAUGCAUAUGGCGUUGCAGCACCAGCGGCGGCUGGCAUUAUCCAUGCUGGGGCCACUUCAUGUUAUGUCACUGAUAAUACUGAGCUGAUCCUCUUACGCGAGGCCAUGGACCUUCUGCUUCCCAAACUAGCCAAGGUCAUCAGGGCCCAAUUAAUUACGGUGGGAAAGCGAGCCGCUCAAUGGAUCCAAGAACUUGUCAUGGACCUUGAAGACAUUGAACAUGUCCGCAAGGAACUCCAAUUUCGAGGAGGACAGGGAACAACCGGAACCCAGGCAUCCUUUCUUGAGUUAUUCGGCGGUGAUGAAUCCAAGGUUGAUCAGCUAAACGUCCUUCUAUGCAAAAAGGCUGGAUUCCCUGGCUGCUACUCUAUCUCCACGCAGACUUAUACGCGAAAGGUCGACCUACGGGUAGCUAACGCUAUCGCCGGAUUAGGUGCCACUGCACAACGCAUUACAUCUGAUAUUCGCCAUCUUGCAAACCUGAAGGAACUGGAGGAACCGUUUGAGAAGGAUCAAAUCGGAAGUUCUGCUAUGGCAUACAAGAGGAACCCCAUGCGCUCUGAGCGUAUCUGCUCUCUUGGCCGCAAACUUGCAAGCCUCCCGGUCAACUUCUCCAACACAUUCUCAGCGCAAUGGUUGGAAAGGUCUUUGGAUGACAGCGCCAUUCGUCGUAUUGACAUUCCUGAAAUGUUUCUCCUCGCAGACGCUAUCUUGAUCGGACUUGACAACGUGACUAACGGUUUGGUGGUUUACCCCAAGCGAAUUGACUGGCGUAACAGACAGGAACUUCCCUUUAUGAUUACCGAAGCUAUCCUCAUGAAGAUUGUAUCUAAAGGAGGUUCCCGACAGGAGGCCCAUGAGAAGGUCAGAGUGCUCUCACACGAGGCGAGCCAUGUCGUCAAACAUGAGGGCGGCAAUAAUGACCUCAUCGAGCGCAUCAAGAAGGACGAUUAUUUUAAGGACAUCUGGGAUGAUCUCGAUGCGAUGUUGGACCCCAAGCUUUACACUGGCCGAAGCGCCGUAAUUGUUGAAAGAUACUGCGGCAAAGGAGGUGUGGUUGAGAAAAAACUAGAACCAUACCAGGACUACAUUUCCAAAGCCGAGACUGCUCAACUCAGUCUCUAAUCAUCACAAGGGAAAAGGCAUUGCCAUCACAUCUUCUCGGAUGCUAGGCUCGUUGGGUAGAGCCUAUCAUGGCGACUUCAGGCCAGUCCAUCGCAUCCCUUUUUCUGUUUUUAUUUCUCGUUUUAUAUGAAGCACGGAGUUCGUGAUUACGACAAUAAUGCCGCGAGGUAAAGAGGAAAAAAAAAAGGUUUGUAUAGCAAAAGACAUACGGGGAAAGUCACUAAAGGUAGAAAAAGCUCAGUGUAGCACGACAUGGAAUUCCUUACACAAGGCUAUUCAUCAUGCGAAUAGAACAUGACUUACGUCUUAUUAUAAAAUUUAUAUACAAUCUAACAAAAGAAGAAGCGUGUUAUUUAUAUAUACGAGAGAAGAUCAAAGUAAUGUCUGAGACGUCUCCUUGCCGCUGCUAACUUAGCUGCAGGGGUUGAGGCUCGCGGCGCUUCCGGCGUCCUUGGGGAUGGCGCCGGCGGCGACGGCGGACUGGUAGCACCAGCGCCACUCGUCCAUGCCGCCGAUCCAGUUGCACUUCCAGGCCCAGAAGACCCAGCCGCCGGACUUCUCGAACGUGGUGACCUGGGCGGCCCAGUACUUCUUGUACCAGUCGACCUGGUCGGGCCGGUUCUGGAUCUGGAACUCGUCGUUGGACUGCACGGAGUCGGCGACGGAGAGCGACCACUCGCCGACGAUGACGUCGUCGCCCCCGAGGUUGCUGUUGCAUGCGGCGGAUAUGUAGCCGUCUUU